Molecule: messenger RNA, 2267 nt
Organism: Salmo salar (Atlantic salmon)
Lineage: Eukaryota; Metazoa; Chordata; Actinopteri; Salmoniformes; Salmonidae
Source: RefSeq, a predicted model, not a curated record
UGUGUGUGUGUGUGUGUGUGUGUGUGUGUGUGUGUGUGUGUGUGUGUGUGUGUGUGUGUGUGUGUGUGUGUGUGUGUAUCUGUAGUUUCUCUGCUUGACUUGUAUCAGAGGCGGACACAGCCGCAGCACUGGCAACCCUGACCCUUAGCUGGGAUGCCAGGUCUUCCCAGUUGUGUGUGGGGUGCUUCUGUGGUCUGGGCCUGGUCUACUCCGACAAGUCGUGCACCAUGCCUCCCAUCACCUUCCAGGAACUGCCCCUCAACAUCUACAUGGUCAUCUUUGGAACAGGCAUCUUUGUCUUCAUCCUCAGCCUAAUCUUCUGCUGCUACUUCAUCAGUAAACUACGACACCAAGCCCAGGGUGAGAGGUUUGGCUACAGAGAGGUUGUUUUAAAAGGAGAUCCUAAGAAGUUGAAUCUUCAUGGGCAGACGUGUGCUGUCUGCCUGGAAGACUUCAAAGUCAAAGACGAGCUGGGUGUGUUGCCAUGCCAACAUGCCUUUCACAGGAAUGUGUUUCUCAGGUGUCUGGUGAAAUGGCUGGAGGUGCGCUGUGUGUGCCCCAUGUGUAACAAACUUAUCUCAGGACCCCCAGAACAGCGUCACAGCAUAGGAACACUACUGGACAAACUGGUGUAACCAUAGCAUCCAGCACGGAGGGGGUUCUGCAAGCCGAUGUAACCUAGCUCUAACAGGAAGAGAACACUGUUAUCUGGUGUAACCUCGCAACCAACAGAAAGUGGACACUGUUAUCUGGUGUAUCCUAGAAACCAUCCACAGAUUACUGCAAAAUGGUGUAACCUAGCUACCACCUGGAGAGGACUAUAAGAACUGCUGUUACCUAGCAACCAACACAGAGCUGCAGACAGGAGUCUACACCACACUCUGUCUAAUCUCGUUCCCAGACACUUUUGCCUUAAUGCACGAAGAGUCUGGUGGGCCAAAGAGUCAAACUUGGCUUUUGUUAGCAAAUAGAAAGGCCAGGAGAAACUCCCAGCGCAUAGGCAUUGGCUUAAUCUACCAACCAAUCAUUUCCCACAGCACCUUCCCCCUAACCCUGUCUCGUACGUGUCUUCCAUACGUGUCUUGCCUCCAUUUGGAGUCACGCCUCGCAGUCGUGUGAUUCGCUAAAAAUAAAUGAUGACAAAUACUUUACUCAGUAAGAUCACUCCUAUAGAAUUCUAUGGUCACACCCACUAAGGCCAACUUUGAAUCAUUGAUAUCCCAGGCUUAUUUGUGCUGUGUACAAUAGCAUGGGGACGAGGUUAUACUCUGUCUGACAGAAUAUCUCCAUACCCACAUGUCACUCUUUCUUUCUUUCUCUUUGUCUCUGACUGUCUAACUCUUCCUCUGUCUCUCUUUCCCCUUUCCUCUCACUCAGCCCCUCUCUGUUCUUGUCUUUCUGCCACUCUCUGUCUUUCUUCCUCCCUCUCUUCUGUUGUCUCUAUGCUCUUUCUCAACCUUCUCUCUUUCCGUAUCUUUCUCUCUCUUACUGCCUCAGAGUUGCACGCUAGUUCCAAUGUCAGGAAGAGGGAAAACCUCCAGACUCUCCAGUUUGGAGAGUGGAGGAACAGGCCGGUUGACAUGAGUGUGUGAAGACGAGUGGCACUAUCAGAACCAUGGGGUUGAGAAAAUACACAAUGACGUUCUACCGGCAUGUUGUGCUUACCUGUGUGUUGUGUGUGUUCUAUGUCACACAGAGGAGUCUGUUUGGAUCACUUGUCAUAGUUCUUGUUCAUAACAUAUGUAUACCAUGUUUGUUUUCUAUUGUUGUACAUGGAGCAAGGGAAUGUGAAUAAUGUGCAUCACCCGCUCACAAUUUCUUUUUUGGUUUAAUGACCGAAACGUGUUAUUUUUUCGGUACGUAGACGUUGAUGUUUUGCACUCUGACAAGUUUUUUUGGAAACCUAUUACCAUUCUACAGUACAGCAAAUGUAGUUAAAGACUAUUCUCAACAACAUAUUUGCGGAGCGCAGGUGGUUUGGUGAACCAUGCUCACAUGUUUUAGAACCACCUGAAGACUUGUUUUAGCUCCCAGCAUUCACACCUAGGCUUUAGCUCAGUAGUCUAUUGUGGACCUGAGAUAUGCAGACAGUCUGGUUUUGACACCUAGCCAAUCACAUUGAUGGAUUGAGACAUCUAAGAAAUCAAAGGCACUACACCUGCUGUUUUCUUUCGUAUUACUGGUGUAGUAAACCUGUAACGUGACUUUCGUAAAGCAAAGGGUUCUUCACAUUUCAAUUAAGUUACAGUAAAGUUUACAGACUUUCA